This is a messenger RNA of Ochotona curzoniae (black-lipped pika), 3273 nucleotides long. RefSeq names its product E2F transcription factor 8 (gene E2F8). The record is from RefSeq and is a predicted model, not a curated record. Gene Ontology annotation, cellular component: RNA polymerase II transcription regulator complex. Lineage: Eukaryota; Metazoa; Chordata; Mammalia; Lagomorpha; Ochotonidae. Gene Ontology annotation, molecular function: RNA polymerase II cis-regulatory region sequence-specific DNA binding; DNA-binding transcription factor activity, RNA polymerase II-specific. The transcript is spliced from 12 exons. Bases 115 to 2712 code for a protein of 865 amino acids. Gene Ontology annotation, biological process: regulation of transcription by RNA polymerase II.
AGGCUAUUAAAGGUUUCCAUAGAGUUGAUUGGCCUAGUGGAAUCAUUGGGAUUUCGGGAGCAUCUCCAGAUUUGCGUUUUUAAAGGAACUCUAAAUGCAUGAGAAAUUUGCAGCAUGGAGAACGAAAAGGAAAAUCUCUUUUUUGAGCCACAUAAAAGGGGAUUAAUGAAAACACCUCUGAAAGAAUCCUCUACGGGAAAUAUCGUGCUGGCUGAGCUCCAGCCCGACUUCGGAGGCUCCUUGACUACGCCCACCAAGCCCAAGGAAGUCUCCCAGGGAGAGCCAUGGACGCCAACAGCCAAUCUGAAAAUGCUUAUCAGUGCUGUGAGCCCUGAGAUCCGAAACAGAGAUCAGAAAAGGGGGUUAUUUGACAACAGAAGUGGAUUACUUGAGGCCAAAGACUGUUUACAUGAACAUUUAUAUGGAGAUGAGUAUGAGAAAUCCCAACCCAGUCGAAAAGAGAAAAGCUUAGGACUCCUGUGUCAUAAAUUCCUGGCACGCUAUCCCAACUAUCCCAACCCAGCUGUGAAUAAUGACAUCUGUCUCGAUGAAGUGGCUGAAGAACUUAAUGUGGAGCGACGACGAAUUUACGAUAUUGUGAAUGUUCUCGAGAGUUUACACAUGGUGAGCCGCCUUGCCAAAAACCGGUACACUUGGCAUGGGAGACAUAAUCUCAACAAAACCCUUGGGACUCUGAAGAGUGUCGGGGAGGAGAAUAAGUACGCCGAGCAGAUAAUGAUGAUUAAAAAAAAAGAAUAUGAACAGGAGUUUGACUUCAUUAAGAGUUACAGUAUCGAGGAUCAUAUCAUCAAAUCAAACUCGGGCCAAAACGGACACCCGGACAUGUGUUUUGUGGAACUUCCUGGAGUGGAAUUUCGGGCAGCCUCUGUGAACAGCCGCAAAGACAAGUCUUUAAGAGUGAUGAGCCAGAAAUUCGUGAUGCUGUUUUUGGUGUCAACGCCUCAGAUAGUGAGCCUGGAAAUUGCUGCCAAGAUUUUAAUUGGGGAGGACCAUGUAGAAGAUUUGGAUAAAAGCAAGUUCAAAACAAAAAUCAGAAGAUUAUAUGAUAUAGCUAAUGUCCUGAGUAGCCUGGAUCUUAUCAAGAAGGUUCAUGUUACAGAGGAAAGAGGUCGAAAGCCAGCUUUUAAAUGGACAGGCCCGGAAAUUAGUCCAAAUACCAGCGACCCUAGCCCCCUCAUUCCUUUCACGCCCUCAGACUGGGACGUGAGGCGUACUGCAAAAGAGAGCUGUGCCAAAAACCUCUUCUCCACAUGCGGCAAAACGAACUUUACCCGACACCCAUCACUCAUCAAGCUAGUGAAGACUAUUGAGAGUGACCGCAGGAAGAUCAAUUCUGCUCCCAGUAGCCCUGUUAAGACUAACAAAGCCGAGAGUUCUCAAAAUUCUGCACCCAACAAAAUGGCUCAGCUCGCGGCUAUUUGCAAAAUGCAGUUAGAAGAGCAAUCAAGCGAACCCAGAAAGAAAGUGAAAGUACAACUGGCAAGGUCAGGGCACUGCAAACCAGUGGCUCCUGCGGACACCCCUGUGAACGCUGAGUUGGAACUGACGGCACCAUCCCUCAUCCAACCUCUGGGUGUGGUGCCCCUGAUCCCUAGCCCACUGUCAUCAGCGCUGCCCGUAAUCCUACCUCAGGCCCCUUCAGGUUCAUCUUAUGCCAUCUACUUGCAACCUGCCCAAGCCCAGACCAUGACACCACCCCAGGGCCUAAGCCCAACCAUCUGCCCCACCCAUUCUUCUAAAGCUUCUGCAUCAAGAGACUCCACAGACACCACCACAGAAAAGGCAGCUGGCGAUGCCACAAAGACCAGUGCAUCCACCACUCCUGGAGGCUUGCUACCAGCCCCAGAGCGACAAGGGACAAAAAGCCGAAGCAGAGAGUCGGCUGGAGAAAGAGGCUCCAAGAGGGCAAGCGUGCCCGAGGACAGUGGUUCCAAAAAGAAAUUUAAAGAGGAACUGAAAGGACUUGAAAAUGUCUCCACAACCUUGUUCCCAUCAGGAUACCUAAUCCCUCUUACCCAGUGCUCAUCCCUGGGGGCAGAGUCUAUUUUGUCUAGUAAAGAAAACUCAGGUACACUUUCCCCAAACCAUAGGAUCUACAGCUCCCCAGUUGCCGGUGUUAUUCCAGUGACAUCAUCUGAACUUACUGCUGUUAACUUUCCCUCUUUUCAUGUAACACCUUUAAAGCUAAUGGUCUCACCAACAUCUGUGGCAGCCGUGCCUGUCGGGAAUAGCCCGGCUCUUGCUUCGAACCACCCACUUCCUGUCCAGAAUCCAAGCUCAGCCAUUGUAAACUUUACCCUGCAACACCUGGGACUCAUCUCCCCUAGUGUACAGGUAUCGGCCAACCCUGGGCCUGGAACCAUCCCUGUGUCUCCAAGAAUAGAGGCUGUUAGUAUCAUACCAGAAAAUGCAGGUACUCAACAAGGAAGGGCCAACAACUACGAUUCACCAGUCCUGGGCCAGAGCCACCUGAAUGGACAAUCAGUUGCUGUGAUAGGGACACAACAGCCUGUUCCUGUGACACCCAAAGGGUCACACUUAGUGACUGAAAAUUUCUUCCGUACCCCAGGAGGACCAACCAAGCUGACGGGCUCCUCCUGCGUGGAUUUUGAUGGUGCUAAUAAAACCUCCUUAGGAGCUCUCUUUAUCCCUCAGCGAAAACUGGAAGUUUCUACAGAGGAUGUCCACUAACUGACUGAUGAAUGCUGGCUUAGGCUGAUUUUCUGAAGAGUUAUUUAAUACAGAAGAUGUAUACAGACUGAUUUGGAGAACACUUUCUCUGAAAAUACUGUAAAAGCAUGGAAAGUUUACUCAAUGUCAAGCAGAUACUUGUUUUUCUACCUACAUACAAUUAUGUACAUCUGUGUGCACAUGGUAUAAACAAUGCCAUUUGCCUGUAGGGGUAUAUACAAACACACACACAUAUACAUUUGUAUAAAGCUAAGUUCAUCCUUCAGUCCUAUAAAUGUUAAACUAAGAUAUAUAUUAACUUCUAGGGAGAAAACAAAUGACUUUUUCAGCUGUGCCAAUAAUAUUAUGCAAGGUAACUGUAUUAAAGUUUACAUUCCCCUGAGUAAAUGUGUUUGACACGGAUAACACAGCAUUCUUUUAAAUUUUUUUGCACAAAGAAAGCUCUGUGUGAUAUAUAAUGUUGUAUUUUUUAACAGGAGGGCUGUAGUUAUGUUUUUUGUAAUUUCUUUUAAUUUGUUGUUGCAGUAUGUCUUUUUGUAAAGUUUGCAACAAUCCUCAAUC